AUGUUCAUCGUUGCCCCUCUCUCAAAUUGCGCUUCUGAAGCAAAGCGGGACCGAUUCCUUGAAUAUAUCUCUAAAAUCGCCCCAGUCACCCAUAGCAAUGAGCCCAAGUGCCACGCAUAUGCCUGGUUUCGGAGUGCCGAAGACAACGACACUGUCCCUCACCAUUGGCUGAGGGGGCUAGAAGUAUACGAAAAUGUUGAGGCAAAUACUGUAACUCACCGUGCGAGCGCUGAAUACAAAGCCUUCCGUGCCGCCGUUGGCGAGGAGGCGCUGCUCGAUCGUCCCAGCGACCUGCGCUUCUGGCGGCCGUCCUCUGUGGGCUUUCUCACGCAUGAUCACAAGCUUGUUAGCUUCAUGACUUCCACUGGGACCAACCAGUACAUUGUUGUGGAUGAGUUGACACCACUGGCUGGAAAAAAGGGUCAAGUUCUGGAGCAGCUGCGCCGGCUUGCCCAAGACGCGAAGCAAAUCGACCAAGUACUUAGUUUCUGGGUGUUGCACCGUGGAGAUGGAGAGCAGGACGAGAGUUUGCUGGUCUUUGCUCGAUAUGAAGGUAAAGCUGAGUGGGCCAAUUUUGAGAAUCAAAGCAAGAAGACAUGGAAAGAAGUCUACGAGUUGAGCGGGGAGCAGAGGAGAACGACUUGGAUAGAAUCAGGACUAGGAUUUUUGGGAAGAUAG
Molecule: messenger RNA, 678 nt
Organism: Penicillium lagena
Lineage: Eukaryota; Fungi; Ascomycota; Eurotiomycetes; Eurotiales; Aspergillaceae
Product: putative quinol monooxygenase
Exons: 3
Coding region: 1-678 (225 amino acids)
Source: RefSeq, a predicted model, not a curated record